AUGAAUAGAAACAAUAUGUUUGAUAAUGAGCAAAAUGAAACCACCAAUGUUAAUUAUCCAGUAUCAAAAAAUAACAAUAUGAAUAUGUCUUAUGAUUUUAAUGCUAAUUCAUUAUUCAAAAAUGACUUGAAUGAUUAUUUUAAUACAUUUAUGCAAAAAACGAAGCAUCCAUAUGUGUGUUUAACUCAUAUAUUUUUUAAGCUCUUAUCUAUAAUAUUAUAUUUCAUUGGACCCUUCAUAUUUCGAAAUGAUCAGUCUAAGGAAAAUGAUUUCAUUGUAACAUUUGCAAUAACUCUUUUUUUAGUAUCGUUGGAUUUUUAUUUGGUUAAAAAUAUCACUGGAAGAUUUUUAGUAAAAAUGAUAUGGUGGAUCGAUGCCAACCCUGAUUAUUCUAACAAAAUCGUUUUCCAAUCUUCCGAAGAAACCUCAUUAAAUAAUAUAGAGAAAAAUAUUUUUUGGUAUGCAUUAUAUGCAUAUUUUUUAAUAUGGCUUAUGCAAACAAUACAAAUGUUAAUGUCCUUACAACUUUGUUGGUUUUUAUUAUGUUGUAUAUGCUUAUUUUUGUCUUUUUAUAAUUUAUUUAAUUUUUGGCAAUGCUCAAAAGAACAACGAAAAGUGGUUGCAAAUAUUAUGAGCAAUGUUAAUUUAAAUUAUAUAUAUAAUAAAAUAUUUUAUAAUAUGUAA
This is a messenger RNA of Plasmodium vinckei vinckei, 684 nucleotides long. Its product is annotated as golgi apparatus membrane protein TVP23, putative. Lineage: Eukaryota; Apicomplexa; Aconoidasida; Haemosporida; Plasmodiidae. Gene Ontology annotation, biological process: vesicle-mediated transport; protein secretion. The coding region runs from base 1 to 684 and encodes 227 amino acids. The transcript is spliced from 3 exons. Gene Ontology annotation, cellular component: Golgi membrane. The record is from RefSeq and is a predicted model, not a curated record.